AUCCGGCGGCUCCUUUAAGAAUUAGGGAUCUGGGAGUGACGCGGCAAUGAAAUCCAGUUGAUCCUUCUCUCGCUUUGCACAGAAAAAAGUAUUUGUGGCACCGCAAAGUAGCUCUCAAACCUGAAUCGGUUUUGUUUUGUGCCGCUCGUGAAUGUGGGAAAAGGAAUGACGCGCUUCUUUUUUUGAUCCUGUUUUGAACAUCUGGUACUCUUGUAAGUUUGGAUAUAACUUUUCAGCCUGAGAGAGAGAAGAGAGGGAGAGUGGAGCGGCUGGAGCUGAACAUGGACUGGGGAACUGAGCUUUGGGACCAAUAUGACAUCCUUGAUAAGCACACACAGUCUGGCCUGGACCUGGUGGAUAAAUACAUGAAGUUUGUAAAGGAGCGAACAGACAUUGAACAGAAUUAUGCCAAGCAGCUAAGGAAUUUAACCAAGAAAUACAGCCCCAAACGAGGCAGCAAAGAAGAGCAGGAAUGCAGAUUUUCCAAUCACCAGGCCUUUCUGGACAUCCUGAACGAGAUGAACGACUACGCAGGCCAGAGAGAGCUGAUCGCAGAGAACAUGAUGAUAAAUAUCUGCGUUGAGCUCAACAAGUACCUGCAGGAGCUCAAACAGGAGCGCAAGAUGCAUCUGUCAGAGGCCAAGAAAUCGCAGCAGUCUCUGGAGGCCAUGUACAAGCAGCUCGACAAUAGUAAAAAGCGAUUUGAGAGGGAGUGGAGAGAAGCAGAAAAGGCUGCUCAGUAUGCGGACAAAACAGAUCAGGAUCUCAAUGCCACCAAAGCCGAUGUGGAAAAGGCCAAACAGCAGGCGCAUUUGCGAACACACAUAGCAGAGGAUUGUAAAAACGACUAUGCUGCACAACUUCAGAAGUACAACAAAGAACAGAGUCAGUUCUACUUCACAGACAUGCCCCAGAUUUUCAAUAAGUUGCAGGACAUGGAUGAACGGCGUAUAAAGAAGAUGGCACAGGGCUACAUCCUGUUUGCCGAUACAGAGCGUCAUGUCAUGCCCAUCAUUGGGAAAUGCUUAGAGGGCAUGACCAGAGCUGGCACGAAUGUCAACGCGAGGAAUGACUCUGUGGUUCUUAUAGAGCAACAUAAGUCUGGUUUUGAGAGACCGGGUGAUCUGGACUUUGAGGACUACAGUCAAGGCAUCAACCGGGCCUCGUCGGACAGCAGUCUGGGCACUCCAAAAGGACCCUUAGAGCUGUUGGGCAAGAACAAGAAUAAAACAUUCCGGUUGUUCAAUAAGAAGAGCAAGCUCCCCUCAUCCUCGCUCAGUCCUUACUCCACACCCCCAAUCCCCACGCCUGCUAAUGGACCCCCUUCCCCCAAGUUUGGCCGGGACCCCCUGUCGUACUGUUUGAAGGAAAUCAAUAAGACAGUCAAACCCCGAAUCUCGUCUUUCCGGACCCUCAAGAGAACGCCGGUGGACACAGAAGGCUUCACUCAUCUUCCUCCAGAGCAGCGGCGCAAACGCCUGCAGCAGAAGAUCGACGACAUGAGCAAGGAGCUGCAGAAGGAAAUGGAUCAGAGCGAGGCUCUGGGUAAGAUGAAGGAUGUGUAUGAGAAAAACCCUCAGAUGGGAGAUCCUGCCAGUUUGGCUCCUCAGAUCGGUCAGACGGCACAGAACAUGGACCGGCUGAGAGGAGAGCUCAACAAAUACGAGUCGUGGCUGGCAGAAGCAGGAGGACGAGGAGACUCCAUACGAUACUCCACUCACUCGAUCAACAACAAUGGAGCUCACAACACAAACAGUCAUGAUGGUUCCUGUACACUCUUCAGUCCUGGAGCUCUGUCAGAUGAAACAGACCCUUCACAGGCCAUCUACACGGAGUUUGAUGAUGAAUUUGAGGAAGAGGAGCUCGCCACACCUAUCGGUCAAUGCACAGCUCUCUACAACUUCCCAGGCUCCAGUGAGGGAACCAUAUCCAUGCAAGAAGGAGAGGUGCUGGCUGUCGUGGAGGAGGACAAGGGCGAUGGAUGGACACGGGUGCGUAGAAACAAUGGGGAUGAAGGCUACAUCCCAACUUCCUACGCCACCAUCAUGGUUAACAAAUGACCCAGCGUACUAUAUACCAAACACUAGGAAUAGCUCCAGAUCAUCAGUCAUUAUGUCCAAACAUGGCUCCUUUGAGAAGAUAUAAGGGGGGACAAUCACUGCACAAAACUGCCAAUACACUCCUCUCUAUGGAUGAAUGAGCAUCUCAGGGUGUCUAUUAUGAGAGUAAAUGAGGUAGAGACGGUUGGAAUAAUUGUUCUGCUUAUUAAUACAACGCAGCAGGGGCGCCAUGUACUCCACAGACACAUCAGUUGCUGUGGUGGCUCUGCGUGACCGCUUCGAUAUAUCGGGAUGUUUUGUCUGAUGUGUUCACCACUAAGAUCUUCCAUCUGCAACUCGAUGAUGUGAUUCUGGGUCUGGAGCAAGAAGCGAAACUAUCUCCGCUGGCAGAAAUCCAGCAGCGUUUGAACUUGAAGUAUCUGCUUUGAUGAUCUGAGUGGCCUAAAAUUACAUUUUUACUGCAGUAAGUGUUGAAUAUGCUUUUUUAUAAGUGUGCGGUAACAUGAAAGCCACGUCAAUAAGACUUCUUAACAUUUUCUGUGUAUAGAAAAUAUUGAGCGCCCAAGUUAUGCUAAGUAGCUCUUUUUUUUUCCUCAAGUUGACAUACUCAGCAAUACAAAAUGAUGACAAUCAGAUAAAAAAGCCACACUUUUCAACUCUAAAACUAUGUACUGCAAUUAAUAGUUUGUUGAAAUUUAAAUAAUAUAAUUUAUUGAGUAAAUAAGUGCUUGUAUAUUAAAUAAACAUGUAUGUAAGAUGUAUCUGCACACUUUUGCUAUUUCCAAUAGGUCCACAACAAUGCAGAGCGUGUUCGAGAUGGUGAAAAACUAUUUUAGGCUACUUAUAAAUAUGUGGAAUAAUAUAUUUUAGAUGUUACAACACCACUAUGGUCUUAUUAGCUUUUUAUUCUUGACGAAUAAAGAUUGUAUAGUUAAGGAUAGAUUUUUAAACUCUGUGUUCAGCAUUUGUUUUGUUUAUCUUUUGAUCGAAUCCAAAGCAGAACUGUUGAAUGUCUGGCUAAGUCGAGGUGCCUUCAAAUGUUGUAUGUACCAUAUUCAGAAUACACUAUUUUAUUGUCUUCAUAAAUGUCAAGCACAUUUCCAAAUU
Messenger RNA from Danio aesculapii, 3167 nucleotides. It is a transcript of the gene trip10a, whose product is annotated as thyroid hormone receptor interactor 10a. Lineage: Eukaryota; Metazoa; Chordata; Actinopteri; Cypriniformes; Danionidae. The record is from RefSeq and is a predicted model, not a curated record. Gene Ontology annotation, biological process: signal transduction. The transcript has 15 exons. The coding region runs from base 282 to 2060 and encodes 592 amino acids. Gene Ontology annotation, molecular function: protein binding.